AACGCGUAUCAAAUUACCUGUCGUUUUGAGCGCUAAAAGCUGAACCUUCCAACCAACUUCAAUCCUAUCGACGUCUUCCCUCCACCACCAAAUUCACCAGCUCACUUCUCCACUAUCCACUGUAUACCCAAACGCGGCAUCACCGUAGCUCCAAUUCCCCUUCUACGUUCUUGAGAUAUGGCAGAAGUUGAAAGUGGAUCGCCGAAGCGUACAGCGACUACACCAUAUGAAGAGGCUAUGGAUGCUUUAUCAUCUUUGAUAACGAAACGCACUCGUGCUGAUAAGAGCAACAAAGGAGAUCGGUUCGAUUUGCUUUUCGAUUAUCUAAAGAUGCUCGACUUGGACCAAGCAAUUGCAGAGAUGAAGAUCAUCCAUGUGGCUGGAACCAAAGGAAAGGGAUCCACUUGCACCUUCACAGAAUCUAUACUGCGUAACUGUGGCUUUCACACUGGGCUUUUCACAUCUCCUCACCUGAUAGAUAUUCGUGAAAGAUUUCGUUUGGAUGGUGGGGACAUUUGUGAAGAGAAAUUUUUGGCAUAUUUCUGGUGGUGUUAUGAUAGACUAAAAGAAAAGACUACUGAAGAUAUACCUAUGCCUACUUACUUCCGCUUCCUUGCCUUGCUAGCGUUCAAGAUAUUUGCAGCAGAGCAGGUAGAUGUUGCUAUUCUGGAGGUCGGGUUAGGUGGAAGGUUUGAUGCAACUAAUGUGGUUCAAACACCUAUUGUGUGUGGUAUAGCUUCCCUUGGGUACGACCACAUGGAGAUUCUUGAUCGAAUAUGUCAAUAUAUCCUUGCUGGAGUAUUAACAGGAAAUACUCUUGGUGAAAUUGCUGGGGAGAAGGCUGGUAUCUUUAAGCAUGGGAUUCCAGCCUUUACAGUGCCUCAACCUGAUGAAGCAAUGCGUGUACUUGAGGAGAAGGCUUCUAAGUUAGAUGUACCUCUUCAAGUGGCACCACCAUUAGAUUCCAACUUGCUAAACGGUUUACAACUUGGGCUUGAAGGUGAGCACCAAUAUAUAAAUGCCGGCCUUGCCAUUGCACUAGCUUCUAAAUGGCUUCAAAGAACUGGCCAUCUUGAAGUCACCUACUUUGAACAAAAUAAUUCACUGCCUGAGCAAUUUAUUAAGGGUCUAACAACAGCCUGCCUGCAAGGGCGUGCCCAAAUUGUUCCUGAUCGAUAUAUCAACACAGAGUGUGAUGGAGAUCUUGUGUUUUAUUUGGAUGGAGCCCAUAGUCCUGAAAGCAUGGAAGCAUGUGCGAGAUGGUUUUCUAUUGCCAUUAAGGAUAGCAACCAGCAAAGCACCUUCAAUUGUCCUUCACAGAACAAUUAUCAACCUGCGACUGAAUUGGUUGAGAAGCACCAUGAUGGACGACCCAAGAGCAAUUUCAUGCAGAUACUGUUGUUCAAUUGUAUGUCUGUGCGGGAUCCUCAGCUUCUUCUCCCACGACUGAUGAAAACAUGUGCUAGUCAUGGUGUCAGCUUCAAGAAGGCGCUCUUUGUACCAAAUGUAUCGGUGUAUUACAAGGUUGGAUCUCAAUCUUUGCCCCAAACAGAUGUUGAUUUGUCGUGGCAGUUUACUUCGCAAAAAUUAUGGGAAAACCUUGUCCGGGGUGAUAAAGGUGGGGAGGCCAAUAAUGCAGGACCUGUUUGUGAAGAAGUUAAAGAUGAUACAGGAACUAGUGUUAGGACUUGCGAAAACAGCGCGGUCUUUCCUUCUCUACCAUUGGCUAUUAAAUGGCUUAGGGACAACAUCCACCAGAAUCGCUCUGUUCGGAUCCAGGUCCUUGUUACCGGCUCAUUACACCUUGUGGGUGAUGUGUUGAGAUUAAUCAAGUAGAGCAUAUUCCAAGGUGUCUUGUUGCAGAAGCUCCCGCUGGAGAUAUGUGAUGGUGUAGAUGUAAGGCUGAGUGGAAGCUCCAAGUGAGUUCUCCAGUAGUUAUUUAAUUUUGACAAUUGCACUCCCCCAGCAAGCAUUAUUGUUGAAGCUGUUGACUGUUCAUGUCAAUGUACUUGGGGAGUUUGAGAGAUGUAUAAUGUUCAGUGAAUUUGCAGAAAUUUCAUCUUUUUUUAUUAUUUUUUAACGAGGGAUGCAUGAAAAAUUCUCGGAA
This is a messenger RNA of Jatropha curcas, 2107 nucleotides long. NCBI's taxonomy places the organism in Eukaryota, Viridiplantae, Streptophyta, Magnoliopsida, Malpighiales, Euphorbiaceae. The record is from RefSeq and is a predicted model, not a curated record.